Amoebophrya sp. A25 is the source of this 266-nucleotide messenger RNA. Lineage: Eukaryota; Dinophyceae; Syndiniales; Amoebophryaceae. The record is from the annotation of a GenBank genome assembly.
CUACAACACGGCAAUGGAAAUGGCGAUCCACAUCUUCCGAGAAAUUUUCUUCAGGAGGAGCAUCCCAAUCCGGGUCAGCUAAGUGCCGGUUGUUCUACGACCUGUGCUUAUAAUCUACAGCGGCAAGUAGAAGAGACUGCAAAAUCAUCAAGUAGUCUAAGUGGAAAACGAGCGAUAGAUGUAGCAAGAACUACAAGGAAACCACCGAUUCGUUUGCAGCAGGAGCACCAGGAGAAGGUGACCACAGGCCCUCUAUCUCUAGCCUC